AGGUGUGAGGUUGACUCCCAGCACCCAGUCCUCAGUGAGCCUGACUCACAGCAUCCAGGCUGCAGGCUCCCUCCUUCGCACCGCUUGGAACCAGAAGCUUACGUCCUCCGAAGACAAUGGCAAUGGUGCCCAAUAACACAGAUCUAAGCACAAUCCUUUCAAGACUGUUAGAGUACAUAGACCAAACAAGCAGCCCGAGGCCACCACCUGUGGCUCCAAGUGACCACCAGGAAGUAGUGUAUAUUCUGUUAUUGCUUGGAAUCUUUGGCUUCUUCACCUUAGGAGUAAUGCUUAGCUACAUCCGCUCCAAAAAGCUUGAACAUUCAAAUGACCCCUACAAUGUGUACAUCGCCACUGACAUUUGGCAUAAGAAGGACAAGGCCAACCUGCAUGCCAAAGUGGCGGAAAACUACAGAUUGUGCUGUGUGUUUGAAAACCCUCUUGCUGUGGAGCAACCUAACAGUCAUAUUCCUGAAGUGAAGCCUUCAUAGCCAAUGGCCACUUAAUGGGACUGGUGUUGUGCUGGAUCUUUCAUGAGUACAAAGGAAAGCUCUUGGAAUACAUUCAUGAAUAGCAAAAUGACAGAAAAACACUGGUCUUCCAGAA
Molecule: messenger RNA, 606 nt
Organism: Gekko japonicus
Lineage: Eukaryota; Metazoa; Chordata; Lepidosauria; Squamata; Gekkonidae
Gene: KCNE1
Product: potassium channel, voltage gated subfamily E regulatory beta subunit 1
Exons: 2
Coding region: 117-491 (124 amino acids)
Biological process (GO): regulation of heart rate by cardiac conduction; membrane repolarization during action potential; ventricular cardiac muscle cell action potential
Cellular component (GO): membrane
Molecular function (GO): potassium channel regulator activity; voltage-gated potassium channel activity involved in ventricular cardiac muscle cell action potential repolarization; delayed rectifier potassium channel activity
Source: RefSeq, a predicted model, not a curated record